Messenger RNA from Orussus abietinus, 1288 nucleotides. Its product is annotated as villin-like protein quail. Lineage: Eukaryota; Metazoa; Arthropoda; Insecta; Hymenoptera; Orussidae. The annotation marks the transcript as partial. The transcript is spliced from 3 exons. The record is from RefSeq and is a predicted model, not a curated record. Gene Ontology annotation, molecular function: actin filament binding.
AAAGACCCGAAGAGUCCGACGGUACGCGCUGUUCACUUCUGGAUAGGAACAUUAUGUGACUCCACGAUCUCAGGAACAGCCGCUCUGCGAGCAGCGGAGCUCGACUCGCAGAUUUCGGCCACGAUCCUGACGAGAGAGGCCCAGGGCCGGGAGAGUCCCAGGUUCCUGGCCUAUUUUCGUCAGCAACUCGUCGUGGAGAACGUGCACGAGGAGAUUCCACCCUUCAAGAUGCACAGGAUCUCGGGUCUGGUGAUGCCUAUCCUAACGGAGCUGGAUGGGAUUCGCUGGGAGAACAUCAGCUCAAGGGACGUCGUCCUCGUCGACGCCUGCUCCAGAGGCGUCCUCUUCCUCUGGUUGGGCUCUUCCUCGGACCCUUUGCACAAAAGGCACGCGGCGACCGUCCUGGGAUCCUGGAAGGGGAACAACAACGACCUGCAGAUCGUGGUCGUCGACGAUGGCUACGAGCAAACCCUCCGAGAGGACCAGCGGAAGUUAUUCGACGGUAUCCUGGACCCAAAUCGAAGAUCGGUGGUCCCGGAUGGGCCUCGGAAGAUCUACCCACCUAGUCCCGUCAAACUGUAUAAAUGCAGCGAGCAAACCGGGAAGUACAAGGUGGCCGAAUUGAAGUCAGGGCCCAUCUUCCGGACGGACCUGACUUCCAGUUCCGUCUUCCUGGUCGACCGAGGAGAGGCCGGAGUUUGGGCAUGGGUUGGCCAGCAAGUGGACCUGAAAGAAAGAUUGGAAGCCGUGAGGAACGCCCGGGGGUUUGUCAAGAAAAAGGGGUACAGUGCAAGCGUGCCCGUUGCGAGGGCCGUUGAGGGCCAAGAGCCCGCAGAAAUGAAAUCCUUGAUCAAAGGAUGGGAACCCCUGAAGAAGAGUCCCCUGACUUUGCCCCCAAAAUUCGAACCCGAUUACAUGUGCGAGAAGCCGAGGAUGUCGGCGGAGUGUCAACUCGUCGACGACGGAUCCGGCAACAAAACACUCUGGAAGGUCAACUCGAAGGAUGGCAGCUUGGAAGUCGAGGACAAAGGAGUUUACUAUGCCGAAGAGUGCUACGUCAUGCGGUACAUGUAUGGAAGUGGACGCAGAAGCAGGAGCAUCAUCUACUGCUGGGAAGGUGCACAUUCUUCGGGGCUGGAUAGAGAAGCGGCCUUGGAAAGAGCAUGCCAACUUGCCGAGGAGACCUCCGCGCAAUUGGUGAAAGCAUCACAGGGAAGGGAACCGCCGCACUUGCUGCAAAUCUACGGCGGGAAGAUGAUGAUACUCACCGGGCGACAUCGUGACAGAC